This is a messenger RNA of Saimiri boliviensis boliviensis (Bolivian squirrel monkey), 2400 nucleotides long. NCBI's taxonomy places the organism in Eukaryota, Metazoa, Chordata, Mammalia, Primates, Cebidae. The record is from RefSeq and is a predicted model, not a curated record.
CUCCAGCCUGGGCAACAGAGAGAGACCUUGUCUCAAAACAACAACAAAGACCUGUGGGAAAGCACGACGCCUUGCUGACCGGAUGGGGUCAGAGGCCACGAGUAUUUCGCCUCCUGAGGUACAGGACUUUGCAGCCUUAGCCUAGGGAACACACCAGAGAGGGCCUCAGCGUCGAGGUGGUGACCGGAGUGCUGAGGGAAACCACGUGAGGUCUGAGGGGCGUGUCCGAGAUAGAGGGAAAACGGCUGGCGUAGCUGCAGUAGCAGGGUGGCACCCCACAGACAAGGCCCCGGCCAGCCCAGACUCCUCCUUCAGGACACCCGCUGCCUGUCCCUCCCCUCCACACCUUGGGAUGGGCUGGGCUCCACCAUAUGCUGCAGAUUUUCAGCCUUUUGAGGUGAUCAUGGUGGGGGCUGCACAAGAAAAGCUGAAUUCUCGGAGAGAGCAAAAGCCUAUCCCUGGGCCCCCGUGUGUCUGGGGGCUUUUAGCUCUGGUGCCAGCACCAACCACUGCUGCUAGUGCCCAGAGCUACUAUCCUCUCGGGCAAACUUGCCCCUUGUGAGGGAGGAGAACCCGGGCUUUGGGGCAGAGUACCUCACACUGGCCUUGCUUGGAUGGAGGAGGUGGCGGGUCCACCUGGACUCCCGAAGCAGCUCCCAGGAAAUCACUUGAGUCCCUGUGUUUCCCUUUUGUUCCUAGGGUGGGGGCUUCGUAGCCUUCUCCUCCCGAAAGCCCCACCUGAUCAUGCCCCGGGCCAGGCCCCUGCCCACGCUGUCUCCGGUCUUGCAUGGGGCCCUGCAGCGGCUCCCGCCUGCGGCCCCCAGAAGAAGAGUCGCCCUCCCAGCCCCCCAAGAGGAGGAAGAAGAGGUACCUUCGACAUGACAAGCCCCCCUACACCUACUUGGCCAUGAUUGCUUUGGUGAUUCAGGCCGCACCCUCCCGCAGGCUGAAGCUGGCCCAGAUCAUCCGUCAGGUCCAGACGGUGUUCCCUUUCUUCAGAGAAGACUACGAAGGCUGGAAAGACUCCAUUCGCCACAACCUUUCCUCCAACCGAUGCUUCCGAAAGGUGCCCAAGGACCCUGCAAAGCCCCAGGCCAAGGGCAACUUCUGGGCGGUCGACGUGAGCCUGAUCCCCGCCGAGGCACUGCGGCUGCAGAACACGGCCCUGUGCCGGCGCUGGCAGAGCGGGGCUGCAAGAGGAGCCUUCGCCAAGGAUCUGGGCCCCUACGUGCUGCACGGCCGGCCCUACCGGCCUCCCAGCCCCCCGCCGCCACCCAGCGAGGGCUUCAGCAUCAAGUCCCUGCUAGGGGGCUCCCAGGAGGGGGCACCCUGGCCGGGGCUAGCUCCACACAGCAGCCCAGUUCCUACGGGCAUGGAGAACAGUGGGGAAGAGGCUGUGCCCACCCCACCCCUGCCCUCCUCUGAGAGACCUCUGUGGCCCCUCUGCCCCCUUCCGGCCCCCAUGAGAGUGGAGGGGGAGGCUUCCCAGGGGGGAGCCACCGGGCCCUCCACCCUCUCCCCAGAGCCUGGGGCCUGGUCUCUCCACUUACUACAAGGCACCUCAGUUCCUGGGGGGCUGUCCAGUGGGGGACACAGGGCCUCCCUCUGGGGGCAGCUGCCUACCUCAUAUUUGCCUAUCUACACUCCCAAUGUGGUAAUGCCCUUGGCACCACUGCCCACCUCCUGUCCCCAGUGCCCACCAUCAACCAGCCCUGCCUACUGGGGUGUGGCCCCUGAAACCCGAGGGCCCCCAGGGCUGCUCUGGGAUCUAGACACCCUCUUCCAGGGGGUGCCACCCAACAAAAGCAUCUAUGACGUUUGGAUCAGCCAUCCUCGGGACCUGGCAGCCCCGGCCCCAGGGUGGCUGCUCUCUUGGUGCAGCCUGUGAGGCUCCUAAGGCAGGCGCUGCUCCUCCUUCCUGCUCCCAGCCCCUGCUUGUUGACAGAGAGCCAAGGCCAGUGGGGUGUCUGCGACCACAGCAGCCUCAAAACACCAGGCAGCAGCCUUGCUGGGAGUCCACGGUGUUUAUUGGACUACUUGAUGUGUGGCCGUGGCCCACCUGGGCAUAGCCCUUGCCCUGGUCAGUCAUGCCUGUUUCCCUACACCCAGAGGCAAAGCUGGAGAGGGCAGGGCUGAGCCUGGAAUAGCCCUUCCUAGUUUCCUCUUCUCAGCCCACCACCUAUCCAUCCGUCUCUGGCCAUCACCUCCCCUCCCUCCCUUGCUCCAGGCUGGGGGAGGGAGAGCCCAAUGGUGGAUCCGGCCUGAAGGCCUGCCCUCUCUCAUCUGUCUGGGAAGGAGGUAGCACCUUUUUCAGGAAAGGGGUUAGGGAGUAAAAAGACUGGACCCUACGUGAUCCUGGUGGUGGGCAAGAUAACAGUAAAGGAAUUUGCAACGUUUUAA